AUGGUGACAGGGUUUGCACAAGCUGGUAAGUCGCUGAAGGCUGUUGAGUUCUACAGAGGAAUGCAAAGGGAAGGGUUUGGUAGAGAUGGGGUUGUGAUGCUUGGUCUCUUACAAGCUUCUGCUGAUCUUGGAGAUCAGAAAAUGGGCUGUUCUGUACAUGAGGCUGCUUCCAGGUUGUUCAGUAGGAUGAUGUUUAAAACCGCGGUGUCGUGGGGGUCGUUGAUCUCUGGUUUUGCUCAAAAUGGGUUAGCCAGUGAAGCCCUUGAAGCAGUAGUCGAGAUGCAGAGCCAUGGGUUUCAACCGGAUCUUGUGGCUCUUGUUGGAGUACUCUUGGCUUGUUCGCAAGUCGGAUCGUUAAAGACUGGUAGGUCUAUACAUUGUUACAUCUUGAGAAGGCACUUUCUUGACCGAGUAACCGCAACUGCUUUGAUGGACAUGUACUCAAAAUGCGGCGUUAUUGCAAGUUCGAGAGAAAUCUUUAAUCAGACAAGAAGGAAAGACUUGGUUUGUUGGAACACAAUAAUAUCUUGUUAUGGAAUCCAUGGAGAUGGUGAAGAAGUUGUCUCCAUGUUCGUGAAUAUGACGGAAUCAGAUAUAGAACCUGACCACGCCACUUUUGCUUCUCUUCUCUCUGCUUUUAGCCACUUAGGUCUAGUAGAACAAGGCCAGCAUUGGUUCAGCGCCAUGAGAAACAGAUAUAAUAUACAACCGAGCGAAAAACAUUAC
Eruca vesicaria subsp. sativa (arugula) is the source of this 726-nucleotide messenger RNA. Lineage: Eukaryota; Viridiplantae; Streptophyta; Magnoliopsida; Brassicales; Brassicaceae. The record is from the annotation of a GenBank genome assembly.